CUUGGAGACAAAGUAUGGCGGCUUGACUGACGAAAACAGAAACCUGAGGAAACAAUCAUAAUGCCUUCACUAGCCGAGGUACCUUCCUUCCUUCUUCCUUUUCAUUGCCUCUAGGAUGAUACAGUUAACGUUCUGCUUUUAUUUUCAGGGAAAGAAUUUCAAGCCGAAAGUGCUUGUUUGGUAAGAGCUUGUUUCCUAUGACACCCGAUGAAACACUGACCCAGCUGUUACCAAAAACAAAACCAGAAUGUCCUCACUUAAAAUGACCUAAAACGGACUCCGCGUAAUAACACAUUACCUUAAAUUAAUCUUCUUCUAAGUUCACGAAAUUUCCUGAUCAUUUUGUGCUUGCUUAUCGCUUCCUAACGAGAGAUGAACAAUUACAGUUGGACCUCUCCGUUAUGGACACCGAUGAGACAAAUUAUCUGUACAAAUUUGCAAACCAAUGGUUAUGCUUGUUUUUCCUUUUUAUGGAAAAACUUGGCUCUUAAAUACCUUCGGUAAUUUGAGGUUUAUGAACUCAUCUUCUAAUAAUGCAGUUUGCUGGUGUCUGUUAUUGUAGGACUGACUUAACUCUAGACAAUGUGGUAGACAUUCAAAGAAGUGAAACUCCAGAGGAUGUACAAAGGUUAGUUACAUGAGAAAUAAUAUGACAAACAAUUUUCAAUACAAAUGAACAAACAUUAUUAUUAUUAUUUCUAUAGUUACAAAUAAAGUACAGACAAAACCCGCAUAUAGUACAUGCUAGCAAUAACAAUAAUCUUACUAAAUCAAAAACAUUUACAGUGAACUGAGAUGAAUUAAUUAUAGAAACAUAAUUAUUGCAAAAAUAAACCAAAUGAAAAAAAAGAUUUCCACUGGCCAUAGAAUACUUAACUAACAGCUACUGUCACUACAAAAACUAAUUAAAAUAUGAAUUUAUUUUUAGUAAAGUAACCGAGAAUAAAUGACUAAAAGCAUCAGUAAGAACACAAGUGCUGGGUAAUUAGUGAGCCACUGCUGUGGACAGUAAGUCCAGGUCCAGAUGCAUACUCAACAGAAUGGUGUGUGAGAAGUUUAAAAUAAGCAAAAGAAAGAGCAUACUCUUAUAGCCUGUUGUAUGAAUUAUCUCUCCCCCUCCACCUCCCCACCUCAGAACUGUAAGCAUUAUCCAUGGAAAAGAGGGGAAACUGGGAAUCACCCACAACUUCAUAACUGUGAUGGUGUAUUCUGAUUGUUCGGGUUAGUGUAUAGUCUUGAGAAGGACUGUUGUUGGUAAUAAUUACUUUUACGUUUCAACAACCUGAGCAGAAGUCAUCAUCAGAGUCAAGUAAAUAGUUGUUGUCAGUCGAGUUUUCUUAGUCCAGUUCCUAUGAACUGAUUGGUCAGAUUUGCCUUGAUGUUAUUGGCUGUAAGACUCAGGUGGCGUGAGUCGGUCAUGAUAGGUCUGCUUUGAUUGUUUGGUAAAGUAAGGUGGUUCUAUUCAGUUUGUUUGUAAUGUUUAUGUUGUGAAUAAGUUGUGCAUAUGGUGGUGGUAGUGGAUCACACCUGUGGAGGGAAGUCUGUUUUGUGUUAGGACACCAGCUUUCCAGAGUCAGUUGUUGAAAGUAGUUAGUGCUGUAGGUUAAGCAUUGUACAGAGUCCCAGUCAAUAGUGUGGUUUGUAAGUUGAUGAUGAUCAGCAAUUCAAUUGUUGACAUCACCUUUCCUUGUUGCCCACUUGUGUUCAGUCAGUCUUGUUGUCUGGUUUUUGCCAGUCUUUCCAAUGUGGGAGGUGUGGCAGUCAGAGCAAUUGAUCUUAUCAACUGCUCCCUGUCUGUUUUUCAGUUUGUGCUUGUCAAAAGGGCAGUCACCAUUACUCACAUCAGUCCCUCUCAGGACUACACUCACCCAGACAAUCAGAAUACUCCAGCCAUCACAUGUUACCACUCAGAGUUCAAACCAUUUAUUGUAUAACUCUAGAAGUAGCAAAACAAGUUUUCUCCAACAGAAAUUAGUGGGACUUAACUACAGAGAAGUGCUCAAUUUUGCUAGCUAUUAACCUGUGCUUGAUUAUAUGUUAUUCCUUAUUCAACUAUUUGAUAUGAAAUGAAACUGAUCAAAGCAUUAAAAUAAGUUGAAGCCUUUCUUUUCAUUCUUAAGUCUAUUGGCAGAUAUCCUCCACCUAAAAGAUUGGAAAGAUGACCUCAGGCAGGGGAUCCUUGUGGAUCUUUAUUUUUAUACUGUGCAAUAUCCUUUUAUCACCUUAAAAAGGUAAAGUUUUCUUUUGUGCAUAAAGGGCUGCAUGGCACUCAUGGGGCCUAGCUUUCCUGAUUUCUCAGGCAUGUAAUGACAAGCUGAAGGAGUUUAUUGUACCCUCUUGGAUGGGAUUCAAGUUCAUCAAAAGUGACCUGACCUGGAGUUCAGUGCACCUUCCACAAGGCCAUUGUGUCUCCCAGCAAUUUAACCACCAAUAUCUAGAAUACAUAAGUCAGUCACAUUAAAUAAAGCUUCAGUUGAUAAUUUUGAACUGGCUUCAACAUAAAUUUUUUCCUUGACCAACAACUGUACAUUUGGUAAAGAAAAUGGAUUUACCGCAGAACAGAUGUCAGCAUGGUUCUCUAUUAUCAAGUGUGUUCACGAGAUGGCUGUUGGUGAGCAAAAUAUCUAUUUGAAAACAAGAACCAUUAAUUUUAUGUGAGGAAACUGUGAUAUUAAAACAUUUGUGUCCAAAUUUAUGUGGAAUCAUCUACAAAUCUUAAAAAAUUUAAUUUAUCAUUGACAUGUAAUAAAUUUUGCAUUUUAAUUGAAUGGAAGAGAUUUGAUUGAAUUCUCAACUUGAAAAUUAGCAAAAUUCUAUAAUCACUUGUCAAACUUGUUAUAUAUCUUUUUAACAAACUGAUUUAUCCCUACGAAAUGUAAUUUCGUAAGAAAAAUGAAAGAAGGGUGCAGACUGGACAACUACUAGAGAGAUUCUAUGGCAAAAAGGUUUCUUCUUUUUCUUCCAACCAGAAGGAGAAACUCAUAAUUCAUUGAGAAGUUCAUUUUGGUCAUGUGAUAGAGUAGAGUAUUAUUGAUGUCUUACAGAUACACCAUAUGGGAAUGUGGAACCAGUUUUUGAAUACUUUAAGGGACUUCUUCUUUGUCAUUCUGUCAAGGUGCUGUGGCAUAUUUUUUUAAAUUGUGGCUGACUGUUAGUGUUAUUAUUAUUAUUAUUAUUAUUUUUAUCAAAGACUUCUUCUAAUCUGUUGUUGUAAUUGUUAUUUGUCAUCAAUGAAAGCAGUGUUACAGUGCAGUUGAAGGAUUUAUCCUGUGGUUGACAUAUAAUAGCCAUUAUGUCAGGCAAUAGAGAACUUCUCCUUGUAGCCUAGUACACAUUUAACUGGCAGUUAGGAAACUUUGUUGUUUAUGCCUGUGGAGGUCAAGGCUGUUUUCUUCUUCAUGUAGCCAAUGUGUCAAUUGUUCUCAAUUCUCAAGUGUUGAAGGGGGGUUGUUCAGAUUUUAUUACAUUCCUGCACUCCUACAAUCACAUGCUUAAGUUAGGCCAUUCUGUGAUCAUUUCACUUUAGCUAUUAACAUAUGUUAGCUAAAGGAUGCUAAUGCUCCAAUCAUUAAACUUUUCCAGGCUGGACUUACUUAUAAAAUGUUCAAUUGCAUGAGCUCAGUAUCUGAGCGAAGAGGAAAAAAUUGAAAAAAACUGUAUUGCAGGCCUCCAUACUCCAUACAGAGCAAAGAAGGCUGUAAUAAAAUCCUGUACCACCAGUUGUGACAACAUUCCUGCUUGUAUGUGAACUGAAGGGGCUAUCUACAUACAUUUAUUUGAUAAGUGUCCGGCACUCACCUCAUUGUCUUGGCCAUAAACAGCAAAUGGAAGGGAAUAUAACUUUUAACAAUUUUCAAAAUAGGUGCUUGAGAAAACUUUACUUAUCUCUCUUAAAUACUUGAGAAAGCAGGAAGUUCACAGUCAGAUAGCAGAUAGAGCAUUACAAAUUGUUGGUUUCAUUUCAGCCUCACUUAGCCACUCCUUCACUCACUCCACAAUUGUGUGUUUGCAUGAUUCUAAACAAUCACCUUUUCUUGUGGCUUUUCAUUUUUGUCAACCUAUGUGCAUAGAUCUAUUUAAUUAAUUAUGGUAUACAACACUUUGCUUUAAAAAUAAAUGGCCAAUAAAAAUUUGUAAUUAUUUUUCUAAUUAAAGGUGUUAUGAACAGUCACAUUUAUUUUUAAUCAAUUUCUUCAUGUAACCUUUAGCCACAUGUUUGCGGUUUCGUUUGUACAGGACACACUUUGAUUUUGUGGCUUGAUUUUGAUUCAUCUGUUUUAUAUCAAAUUACUUGUAUAUAGUUUCUGAUGCUUCGAGACCAUCACAUAUAAUAAACGAAGUUCAAUCAAGGAUACAAGUUUUUCUUUUCUUUAUGACUUUACGACAAAAGGUUUUAAAAAACUUGCCUGAGGCCAACUGAUAUUCAGAGUUUUGAUUCAUUUUUAUAUCGAAAUCCAUCACAGAGACCACCCUACAGUGUUGCUCUUUUCUCAGUUGAUCAAGUGAAGAAGCUAACCACAUAUGCAGUCAACACGUAUGUCAAACUAGUUCUUACUUAACUCAGGUUGUGGCUGUGAUAAUAUUGUACAACUGUUUACACAAUGUGGCAUUACUUUUGUGAUGAACAAACAAUGUGGCUGAGGAGAUUUCCAUGAAGCUCCUUUAGUUCUACUUUUUAAAGGCCUAUGAUUCCAUAGAUUACAUAUAUUUUACUAGUCAAUUAAAGUAUUCUCAGAAGUACAUGUACACAUACAUUUGAGUGUGCUACCUCCCUUUUCUUUGAGGUCUGGAUCUGCCAAUGAAUGUUACUCUUUGUUCAUUGUUUGUUACUUUCUAUAAAACUGAAAAGUGAAGUAAGUACAGAUUUUCAAUUGUUGUGAAAAGAACUUCUUCGGUCAUAACCAUUCUAUGAUUUUUCAAUGCUUGUAUAAAUUAAAUGUUAAGAGUGUGCAGGUAAUUGAUAUUUUCUGAUUUUAUCAGGUACUUCAGGCAUUUUAAGAUGUACAAGUAUACAUUUACACCAAAGGUAUGUUCUCUGGUUAUUGAUGCAAAAAAAUGAAAUGUGGGAAAUACAAUUUUGGGGACAUUGAAAAUGAAAGAGAUCUUUGCAGUAACAAACAUUGCUUACACCAUAGUGAAAAUAAGGCCUGAAAAAAUUCAAGCCUGUACAGGAUUUGAACUCAUGACCUUUGCAGUACCAGUCCAGUGCUCUAGCAACUAAGCUAACAAACCAACUGGUAGCUCCCAGUUGGCUUGUUAUAUGAUUUACAUAUAUUCACAGUCUUUGGGGACAUUACCUUACAAAAGAGGAAUUUUAAUAGAAGUUGUGCUACAAAGUAAUUUCUUUAUAUUGAUAGGUUCGUCUUGACCUUAGUCUGAAAUACAUUGGAUUGCCAGAAACACCAGAACCUUCUGAAGGUAUACAAGCUGUUCUUUUUAUUACUUAUGCAACUCCUAGCCAGAACUGCCCACAAAACAAGCUUUGUAAGCUAAAAAUAAAUUAUCUGCAGAGAUUCUUAAAUACACUGUUCCAUCUUGCUAUCUUUAGCUCUCAAAUAACAAUGCUCUUCAAACACUGGUUCAUUGUGACAUCUUGUCACUUACUGUUCUUAGGAUAAAACACUUUUUUUCCUCUUAAUGAUCCUAAUCAAAAAUCCAAAUUAAGGUAGGCACUGUAUCCUUUACAUUGUGUUAACAGUAUGUUUUUUUGCACCUGAAAAAGUUGGAGUUAUUUCAUCUUGCCCACAAAAAUUUCAAAUUUGAACAUUUUGUUUAGUUGAUGAAGCAGACCAAGGAGCUGAUGGUGGUGCUGAAGAGGUGAGUUGAAGACCCUUUACUCACACUUUUAGUUAAUAUUAAGGGCAGGCAGAAGAUUAGAAUGAGGGAAUCCAGUUUGACAGUAUUUUCCAUAUCUCACACUAAAUUAAGAGAACAAAUACCCAAGUGAAUAUUCAGCUGCAGAGAGAAAAAUUGUCUCAAAUAUCUUGGGAUUUAAUUUUCAGAGUAAGACCUUAAAGGUUUUACAUUUACUUUCCAGUAGAAAGCAAUUUUACAUUUAUCUUCAAGGUUAUCAUCCCUUUGAUGUAAAGUUCUGUGUUGCCAAAAAAUUAAUUUGUCUGGCCUAAUUGGUUGUGCUUUGAGUUCUGUUUUGUGACAGUGCUCCAUUUUCAAGAUUACAUUCUGCCUGUAUAACAAAAUGGUUGGGACAGUCUGGUUUCAGAGGUCUUGGAAUUAAGACCCUCCUUGUCCACAUUGAAAUAACUGACUGUUUUUUCACCUGUCAGUCAGGAUCCCAACACUGUUAAUGUUCUAUUGAAUUUCUGCAGUUAAUUAUUCUCUAUGCGUGAAAAUUUGCCUGAAAUCAAAAAUAGCAAAUGUGCAGGUAUUUUAAGGAAGCCCUACUCCUCCCAGAAUCCCUUCCUUCCAGUUGUAGUUGUAUGACUGGUUCUCAUAUUUUUAUUCCUCUUGCAAAAUAAAGGUUACUAGUGAUGUUGAGAAAACAGAAGCAGAAGCAAUCACUGUUCAAGAAGAAGGUGCUGAAUGAUUUGAUCUAUAACACUUUGUGGCAUUCCCAAUCUGGGAGUCAUCAGUUCUAGGUGUAUCCCUUGGAUCAAUCUAAUGAUGGAUCUUGGCGCAAUUUGGAUUGAGAAUUAUUGGUAAACCAUAAAAGAAAAAGACAAUUUUUCCUAGUUUGUUUCUUGGUGUAGAUACUAAUCGCCAAAUCAGGGAAGGAAAAUUUUAGUUUAAGUGGUGUUACUUGGAUCUGAGUCAGUACUAACUUGGCUUGGAUAUACUUCUCUUUUUCUUAUUUACUUUUUAGACACUCCAGCAGUGAAGGAACUCAAAGCAAUCAUAACCUCAGCUCUUUCUGAACAGGUUCAACAAGUAUGUAUUCCUUCCAAACAAUCACAAAUGUAAAAUGAUGUGCAAACUUCUGUAUAUCCUGGAAUAAGCACCUGCACUUCAAAAGGUGUCCUCUGACAAAUAAGCACCCACCAUUAUGUCAAAAAAGCACCCCUCUCAAAUGAGACCCCCCCCCCCCUUCUCCCUCACUCUCUUAAAUAGUAGGGAUACAAGGAGAACCUGUUUCUAUUGCCACUUUAAUUACAACUUUUUAAGAUUCAACUACAGUGGAAUCAUUACAGGGGGAUAAUUUAUUUUCUGUCCCACCCAUUCCUAUCUCCUUUUGCUAGCAGAAUUCCUUUAUGUGUGUUAUCUCUUUUUGUUUUUGCCCUAUUGCUGGGCUAACUUAAAAAGAGCCCCUCUCGAUGGAGCACCCACUUUCCAAUAAGUACUCCUCUUUUAAGCUGAAAUUGUAAUUAACCAUCUGAGUGCAGAUUUGAGGAAAUAUGGUAUAUGUGAGGCACCCUGGGACAUGAGAUACCAGUCACGAUGGUGCUUUCAACCCAUACCUUGAAAACGUUGUUCAUGCUUCCUCUCUAAAAGAAAAACGAUUAAAAAAAAAUCAGUCAAGUCUAGGGUAGAUCUAGAAGUAUACUGGACAUGUGCCUAGACUGAGACAAUUUCGUGAAAAAGAAUAAAUGUUGUCAAACUAAUUUAUCUGUAAGUAGACCUAAUAACUUUCAGCAUAAACUAAAACAGUGGAUAGCAUUGAAGGUGUGCUCUGAUUGGCUACACAAACUCUGAAUAUCAUUGCUGUUCACAUCUGAAUUACAAGCACAGGAUUUUGCUGAUUUGUUUGAAACUCUUUCAACACUAACAAAAGCUUGGUGUCAACAUUUCUUUGUUGAGACAAGCAGUUUCCACAAAUGGAAUCUUUUAACACUCAAGUAACAUAGUAGGUAAGAUCAGAAGUAAGAGGUUACUGUGUAAUUGAUGGACACUGAUUACCUAAACAAAAAGAAUUAUACUUCACUUUUGUACAAGUCACGGAUGUGGACUUCUUAGUCUCCAAAUACAAGUAGUAUCUAGAGUGAGCCCUAUCCACUAAUAAUUCAUUUGCUUUCUGCAGCUGAAAACAAGUGUGGAUCAGCAAUUAAAAGCACAAGAUGAAGAAAUUGCAGUGAAGAUGGGCAUCUCUGCAGAUGUUUCCGGUCCACCAAAAAGUCCCAAAACAAAGAAAAGAGGAAAAUAGACUCACGACCUUUAAAUGAAAGGAUAGUGACCAUUAUUAGGUGCUGGCUGACUAUGAAGUUUUAUCUAGUAGUUAUGCACCAGUUGUGAUGAAAUUAUUGUCAAAAGAACCUCUGAUAAUGUUUGGCAUCACAAUUAAAGGUCAAUGCAUAUUUUUGUGUAGUUCAUCAAAUGUAAACAUAUUGCCAAAACUAGAUCUUCCCAGCCAAGAAACUUAGGAUAGAGUAGCUAGUAUGUAAAUAACGAUAGAGAAUGGUGGUUCCUUACCCUUGCGAAAUGGCUUUUGGAAUUCCUAGGAAUAAAGGUGUGAAUUUUCACGGUAAAUUCGGACUGGGAAUUCCUAGGAAUUCCUAGGAAUUCCCAACCAUAACAACUCUGGUUCUAAAAACCUAGAAAUUCCUAGAAAUUCCCAG
Messenger RNA from Pocillopora meandrina, 8507 nucleotides. NCBI's taxonomy places the organism in Eukaryota, Metazoa, Cnidaria, Anthozoa, Scleractinia, Pocilloporidae. The record is from the annotation of a GenBank genome assembly.